CCGAAGCCCUCUGGGAUCUUGCGUUUCAGUCUUCAAGUAGGCACGCACACUACUAACACUGAGCCGCGCGCUGCCGCUAACAGAGGCAGACACAGAGCGGACUGCGCCAUGGCUGGAUCCAACAACGUGAGCGUUCGCGUGCUCCUGGUCUCGUACCCAGCCCAAGGCCACAUCAACCCGCUCUUCCAGUUGGGCAAGCGGCUCGCCAUCCACCACGGCGUCCGGUGCACCCUAGCGGUGGCCCGCUCCGCCCUUGGUUCCAGCGUGCCGCCGGGACCCGGAGCGGUCCCCGUCGUCGCCAUCUCCGAUGGCUGCGACCUUGGCGGCUACGACGAGGUCGGCGACGUGCAUGAGUACCUGGCACGGCUCCAGUCCGCCGGGUCGCGCACGCUGGACGAGCUCCUCGGCUCCGAGUCGUCCCACGGCCGGCCCGUGCGCGUGGUGGUGUACGACGCGUUCCUGCUGUGGGUGCCCCGCGUGGCGCGGCAGCACGGCGCGUCGUGCGCGGCCUUCUUCACGCAGGCCUGCUCGGUGAACGUGGUGUACGACCACGCGUGGAGAGGCGACGUGAAGCUGCCGGUGGACAAGGUCCUGGCGGAGCUGCCUGGCCUGCCCAAGGGACUGCAGCUGGAACCGCGCGAUUGCUCCUCGUUCCUCACGCAGCAGGACGACAGCUCCUCCACCUCCACCUAUCUUGACCUCUUGUUGCAGCAGUGCCAGGGGCUCGAGGUUGCAGAUCAUGUCCUCAUCAACUCCUUUUACGAACUGCAGACUGAGGAAGCGGAGUACAUGGCUUCAAGGUGGGCUGCCAAGACGAUUGGUCCAACCUUGCCGUCAGCCUACCUUGACAACCGCAUGCCGGACGAUUCAUCCUACAGUUUCAGCCUGCACGCUCCGAUGGCGACGGAGUGCAAGGCCUGGCUCGCCAAAAGGCCAGCGCGCUCCGUUGUCUAUGUCUCCUUUGGCAGCAUCGCGGCGCCGGGUCCAGACCAGUUGGCCGAGAUGGCUCAAGGCCUGUACAAUAGUGGCAAGGCCUUUCUGUGGGUCGUCAGGGGCCCCGAAACGUCCAAGCUUCCGAAAAGUUUCGUCAGUAAGGUGAAGGAGAAUGAGGAGAGGGGGCUCAUUGUGGCAUGGUGCCCACAGCUGGAGGUGCUAGCGCACCCCGCGGUUGGCUGCUUCGUGACGCACUGUGGUUGGAACUCAACAAUGGAAGGAUUAGGCAUUGGAGUGCCAAUGGUGGCCAUGCCACAGUGGUCCGACCAGCCAAUGAAUGCCAAAUACAUUGAGGAUGUAUGGAGAGUUGGCGUUAGAGCACGACCUGAUAUGGAGGGAGUUAUCAGGAAGGAUGAGGUGGAGAGGUGUGUGAGACAAGUGAUGGAUGGAGAAAAGAGCAAGGAAUACAUGGAAAAUGCGAUGAACUGGAGGGAAAAAGCUAAAAGGGCCAUGAGUGAAGGUGGCAGUUCGGACAGGAACAUUAUAGAGUUCCUUGGAAAAUUUGGGUGGAAUUGAUAUAUAUGGUGGUCUCUUAUCAUCCCGAGGAAAUAAACCGCACAUUGGCUGUGUGUUAACUUAUAUCUACCGUACCAUGCUUAAGGCGUUAGUCCAUUCCCUCGUUAUUCUAUUUCUUUUUGGUCUUUCCUGUCCAUGCAGGUUAGUAAUUCAGUAGUAAUAUAUACAAGCGUAUAAUUUGGAAUAAAGGAUCCUUGAUGUAUGUUAUAUUCUCUUUUAAGAUUAAGGAACGACUGAUAUGUACCCUCCA
Molecule: messenger RNA, 1759 nt
Organism: Sorghum bicolor (sorghum)
Lineage: Eukaryota; Viridiplantae; Streptophyta; Magnoliopsida; Poales; Poaceae
Product: crocetin glucosyltransferase 2
Exons: 2
Coding region: 109-1509 (466 amino acids)
Molecular function (GO): UDP-glycosyltransferase activity
Source: RefSeq, a predicted model, not a curated record